Molecule: messenger RNA, 958 nt
Organism: Penicillium brasilianum
Lineage: Eukaryota; Fungi; Ascomycota; Eurotiomycetes; Eurotiales; Aspergillaceae
Source: the annotation of a GenBank genome assembly
CCCAUCCUAGCUAUGUCCAGUACCUUAUCUUGCGGACUUACCUUUCACCUAUAUCUCCCUGUUCGGGCCCUGAUGUUCGUGUCCGCAGAGAUUGUUGAAUCUGCCCAUCAGCCGUAUGCAUUCACAGGAUCAGACAGCAACCCCAUCAGCGGAGGAGGAUGGUGGAAAAUACCACAGCGGUAAGUUCUAUGGCCUCCUCGUGGUUAUUCAAUGACUCGCUAAACAAGCCAUGCAGAGUGGAACAUUUUCUGUCCUCCGCAAGGCUCCUGUCAAUGGCCUAGCCUCCACGCCGAUUACAGCCAAGUCCCAGUAGACUGGGAUUUCCAAAGCACUACCUGGCCCGAUAGGGAAUGUGUCAUAUCUGCUCCUACACAGCAAGAUCAACUUCAUAAUAUGAACUGGUUCAAAGAUGGGUCCGUCCUCGAGUCGGAGGUCCAGGUUUUCACGAGGAAUCCCACUAUCGAGCCAUACAGCGUGAUCAAGCCAAAUAUGAGCGACAAACCGCCCGACGGUGGUUGGAGGACGACGUCCUGGCAAGACUUUGAAGAAUUCACACGCCUCGUCUGUGACAAUCAAGGACACUCCAGCCACACCCUCAACAGCAUACCAUGGCAGCUUCCGCGGCGGCAAUUCAAGUGCAGCGUUGCGAAGUGCAGCAGUCGCUUUCGAUAUUUCAAAGGCCUGCAGCGUCAUUUGUCUGGCCACUUGGCUGAGGAGUCAUAUGUCUGCUGGGUUCCGGAGUGCCAGCGCAGCUUCACGCGUCGCGAUAACCUCAAAUCCCACUAUGCCACCCAUGGAAGACAAGGAGGCCGCAAUCGCUACGUGGCUAGCCUUGAUCCAACUAGCUCUAUAUACGACCCUUGUUUCCGCGGACAGUUGACGUCCGAUGGCUUGCCGGUCAGAGAGGCCAACAUAGGCUUGCCCGAUAUUUGAACUGGGUUUGCCUCCAGGAGCGAAC